GCACUGAUAGGCGCUGAUAGACGGCACUGAUUGGCAGCACUGAUAGGUGGCACGGAAAGGCAGCUCAGAUGGGCACUGAUAUGUGGCAUUGAUGUGCACUGAUGAGCACUGACAUAAGGCACUGAUGGACACUGACAGGUGGCAUUGCUGGGGCUACACUGAUUAUCAGGGCACACUGAUCAUCAGUGCCCUGAUGAUCAGUGUACAUGUCCCCUCUGAGGAAUGCUGAUUACCGGCUCU
This is a messenger RNA of Staurois parvus, 240 nucleotides long. The record is from the annotation of a GenBank genome assembly. NCBI's taxonomy places the organism in Eukaryota, Metazoa, Chordata, Amphibia, Anura, Ranidae.